UGAUGACGUGCAGUGUUUGGUGAGACACACUCACUUCUGGGCUAUUGGCCGCCGCGGCAGGGGAUGGCGGACGCGGCGGCUGUCAGCGGAGAAGACAAGGAGGAGGAUGGAGGGCGAAAGACGGCGAGCAGCACCGCGGGCCCGGCGGAGACCCUGGGCUUCUAUGAGCCGAGCGGCGGCGGCAGCAACAGCAGGCGGCCGGAGGGGAAGAAGCGCAACCUGUCAGAUCUCUCGUUAUUUAGGUUCAUUAGUGCAGAACUCACCCGGGGUUAUUUCCUGGAACAUAAUGAAGCAAAGUACAAGGAAAGGCGAGAGAGGGUAUAUACCUGCCUACGAAUACCCUGGGAGCUGGAGAAGCUGAUGUUCUUUGGGUUUUUCCUGUGCCUGGACGCCUUCCUCUAUGUCUUUACUCUUCUCCCAUUGAGGGUUCUUCUGGCCUUCAUCAGGCUCAUUACUCUGCCAUGCUGUGGGUUAAGUGGCGGUCGUAUUCUGCAGCCUGCGCAGGUCUGUGACAUGAUGAAGGGGGUGAUACUAGUCAUAUGCUAUUUUAUGAUGCACUAUGUGGACUACUCCAUGAUGUACCACCUGAUCCGAGGACAGUCCGUCAUCAAGCUUUACAUUAUCUAUAACAUGCUGGAGGUUGCUGAUCGUCUGUUUUCCUCCUUUGGACAAGACAUUUUGGAUGCUUUGUACUGGACAGCUACAGAACCCAAGGAGCGGAAAAGAGCCCACCUGGGUGUCAUCCCUCACUUCUUCAUGGCCGUCUUGUAUGUCUUCUUACAUGCCAUCCUUAUAUUGGUUCAAGCGACCACCUUGAAUGUUGCCUUCAACUCCCACAACAAGUCCCUUCUCACCAUCAUGAUGUCUAAUAAUUUUGUUGAAAUAAAAGGGAGCGUGUUCAAGAAGUUUGAGAAGAACAAUCUGUUCCAAAUGUCCAACAGCGAUAUCAAAGAGCGAUUCACCAAUUAUGUGCUACUACUGAUCGUAUGCUUGAGGAACAUGGAGCAGUUCUCCUGGAAUCCAGAUCACCUGUGGGUCCUAUUCCCUGACGUGUGCAUGGUCAUUGCUUCUGAGAUUGCAGUGGACGGCGUGAAACACGCCUUCAUAACUAAAUUCAAUGACAUCACUGCAGAUGUGUACAGUGAAUACAGAGCCAGCCUUGCCUUUGAACUUGUGAGCAGCCGUCAAAAAAAUGCUUACACUGACUACAGCGACUCUGUCUCCCGGCGGAUGGGAUUCAUUCCUCUCCCGCUUGCCGUGCUUCUGAUCAGAGUGGUGACCAGUUCAGUGAAGGUGCAGGGAGUCCUGGCCUACGCCUGCGUUGUGCUCUUCUACCUUGGGCUGAUAACACUGAAGGUUCUUAAUAGCAUUAUACUGCUUGGAAAGUCCUGUCAGUAUGUCAAAGAUGCCAAAAUGGAGGAGAAGUUAUUUCAGCCACCACCCACAUGUACUCCAGGGAAAACGCAGAAGAAAGCCUCCGCCAAAUCAAAUCAAGGAACUCCUACAGAUGACUGUUUUAGCGAUUCAGUCACCAGCCAGCCUGCCCGCCAGAACUCCACCGCUCCACUUCUUGUUGAAAGCAGCUCCGACCAGUUCCUGACCACCCCAGACGGAGAGGAGAAGGACAUUACACAGGCCAACCCAGAGCUCAAACACCGAUCAUCUAACAAGGAUCUGCUGGACAUUGACCGCUUCACUAUCUGCGGGAACAGAAUUGACUAGUCCGACUUCUGGAAGAGAAGAACUCGCACUUAAAUAUUUAUUUUUCUUUAAGUUAUUUCCACAGGUAAAGUCUAUUCUCCUUUCACUGGAAACCUGCUCUGGCGCAGGCUCAUGGAGGUGAUAUAGCGUUCCUAUGGACUAGAAAUUGGAAGGACUCUGCUUGGCUAAAGCUGAGCUCUGUACAUGAUCCUUGAUUUUUAGUUUAGAAAACAUUGGACAGUCUUGAGACAAAAUUCUCCUCCGUCAUUGCCACUUAUCGUCAUACAGGUUAGUUCACUAGGCCAAGAUCAAAUGCCUUAAAUUUUUCAGGGUGGAAACAAGUUCCUUCACCCCUGUGUCAUAAGGUUACUUGGAGCCCUCCGACCUGCUCACCUGUAUGUAGAUUAUGUUUGGAUUUUAGAAGCCUUCACAUAGAAGCCUUUUCUUUUUUUUGUACAUAGCUAUAAAUAGAUAGUUAUUUUCCAGAAUUAAAGCAGAAUAAUGUAUUUUAACAGGUACUAUUAAACCAACAAAUCUCA
This is a messenger RNA of Bufo gargarizans (Asiatic toad), 2240 nucleotides long. It is a transcript of the gene TAPT1, whose product is annotated as transmembrane anterior posterior transformation 1. Gene Ontology annotation, biological process: positive regulation of cilium assembly; maintenance of protein localization in endoplasmic reticulum. Gene Ontology annotation, cellular component: ciliary basal body; endoplasmic reticulum membrane. NCBI's taxonomy places the organism in Eukaryota, Metazoa, Chordata, Amphibia, Anura, Bufonidae. The coding region runs from base 64 to 1722 and encodes 552 amino acids. The transcript has 14 exons. The record is from RefSeq and is a predicted model, not a curated record.